ACUGCUGCUACUUCCGUUCUACGUGCUGCCAGCUUUAAACUCUAUAACUGAUGUUCGGACUCAGAGUGUUUCAUUUUUAAAGGUAGCGUUAUGAAGAAGGAUUAUCCCUUUACCAUAUAUACCAUUUGUUUUGGAAUAUAUGUGUUAUUUCCCCCGAGAUCAGUCGAAGUGUUCUGCCAGAACACUGAAGCAGCGUCGUGUUCUUUUGUUCAUCUCUGAAGGAUGAAGAUGUGCAGAGUUUGAAAGGUUCCUUCAAGCAACGGCUGAUAUCUGUAUCUGCUGCUGCAUUACGUCAAAUUCAUCGGUUAGAAACGAGAGGCGGAACCAAAGAGAAUCGUGCUGGAUGAUGGAGACCGAGACAGCAGGACAGGGAAGCAGCAGAGACCAGACACAGAUUAGUGUUGGCAUCUUCGAAGAAGAAACAAAAGGGAGGGACAUCGGGGGAUAUGUACAGUCAGAAGCAGAUGGAGAUAACUUUGGUGGAACAGAACCAGAUGACUGCCUGGAUGCACCACUCCUCCCUGACCACUUGCCACUGUCUUCUGACUCUGACACUGAUGACAGCGCAGACUGGGGAGAAACCAGUGACAGUCGGUCACAUUCCAACUCUGUUGAGAAUCCCAGAGUUCAUGUGAAAGAGGAGACAGAUGAUGCUGAUCACGAGUCACUGACCUGCUCUGGAUGUGGGAAGAAAUGCCUGUCAGAGAUUGAACUGACUAGACACAGGAAAUCCUGCCAUGGACCUUUAACUUGUUCCCUUCAUGUGAAUGGUUGUGGGACGCAAAAAGAACCGUGGAACCAUGUGGGAAUUCACAGUGCAAAAACAAGUUUCACCUGCUCCCAGUGUGGAAAGUGUUUUUCUCAAAAACGUUACCUGAAAAGGCAUAUGAAAAUUCACACAGGAGAAAGAGCUUUUGUUUGCUCUCAUUGUAGCAGAUGUUUUAGAUUCAAAAAUGGCCUAAUUGACCAUAUGAGGCAGCACACUGGGGAAAAACCUUUCAUCUGUUCCCAGUGUGGAAAAUGUUUUUCUCUGAAGGGCAACUUGACAGUUCACAAGAGAAUUCACAGUGGAGAAAAGCCUUUCGUCUGCUCCCACUGUGGAAAAUGUUUUACGAACAAAAGUGACGUGAAGAAGCACAUGAGAAUACACACUGGAGAAAAACCUUUUAACUGCGGUCAGUGUGGGAAAUGCUUUUCCGAUAGCAGCAACCUGAGGGAUCACAUGAAAAUUCACAGUGGAGAAAAGUCCUUCGUCUGCUCCCAGUGUGGGAAAUGCUUUACUCAGGGAGGCGGCCUGAUGCGGCACCUGAGAAGUCACACUGGUGAGAAACCUUUCAUCUGCUCCCAGUGUGGAAGGGGGUUUUCACGGAAAAGUCACUUGAAUAGUCACAUGAGAAUUCAUUCGAGAGAAAAAAUGUUCUCCUGCACAAAAUGUGGAAAAUGUUUUUCACAGAACGUUAUGUUGAGGAGGCAUAUGAGAAUUCACUCUGGAUAAAAACCUUUCAUCUGCUCAGUGUGGAAAUGUUUUCCACUAGAGUGUAAUCUGAUUCGGCAUAUGAGAUUUCACAUUAGAGAAAAACCUUUUAUCUGCUCCCUCUAUGGAAAAUGCUUCUCGGAGAAAGGCACCUUAAAGGGUCACAACUACUCAUUGUAGCGCUUUCAAGCAAAUAUUUGUGGUCUAAAUCUUUUUGAAACUAUAUUAUAUGAUGAUAUAUUUAUUCGAUGUGUUUUAAAUUCACAUUGUUUUUUAUGUUUAUUCGCCUAAUCUUUUUGCCAUUCUAUCGCACUUAUCUAUUGCAUUUUUCCACUUCCACAGUCAAAUCGCACAUACUCAGACCAGCUUCACAUCAAAAUAAAAUUGUAAAUUCCAAAAAAUGUCAUUUCAAAGCUGUAACAAGUAAAAAUUAUAAACAUGAGAGUUGAAAUGUCCCUUCCAAUUUCUCGAGCACACCAUGAGUUUCCACUGUUGCACAGAUACAACGCAGGCAAAGCGGGCGGGACUAAGAUGACCAAAAAAGACAGUCGCUGGACAUUUGCCUUCACUCGUGAAACACAACGGUCAAAGUUAUAUUUUGUAUUUGAUAGAUAUAUAGCCAGCAUUUUUACAACUAUGUCUGUUCGCUCGGAAUCUAAUGUUUGCCCAUAGUCACUCUCCAUCUUGACAUACAUUGCCUGACGAACGUGAUUUAUCCUCAUGAUGCCCAUAUACAUCAUGGAAUGAAAUGAAUAUUUAGGGCACCGCUGCUAACAGUAAGGCGGAAUCACUCCUGAGUGAUGAGAAUUCACAGUUGGCAUCAGAACAUCAGCCGGCACCCGAGCUUCC
Messenger RNA from Synchiropus splendidus (mandarinfish), 2323 nucleotides. Its product is annotated as gastrula zinc finger protein XlCGF17.1-like. Lineage: Eukaryota; Metazoa; Chordata; Actinopteri; Syngnathiformes; Callionymidae. The record is from RefSeq and is a predicted model, not a curated record. The transcript has 3 exons. Gene Ontology annotation, molecular function: DNA-binding transcription factor activity; RNA polymerase II cis-regulatory region sequence-specific DNA binding. Gene Ontology annotation, biological process: negative regulation of transcription by RNA polymerase II; regulation of cytokine production; regulation of immune system process. The coding region runs from base 344 to 1495 and encodes 383 amino acids.